Messenger RNA from Dictyostelium purpureum, 3804 nucleotides. RefSeq lists its product as uncharacterized. NCBI's taxonomy places the organism in Eukaryota, Evosea, Eumycetozoa, Dictyosteliales, Dictyosteliaceae. The record is from RefSeq and is a predicted model, not a curated record. The coding region runs from base 1 to 3804 and encodes 1267 amino acids. The transcript has 4 exons.
AUGGAAGCAAUAGUAACUAAAGUGCUUAAAAAGUACUUUAAACUAUUUAUUAAAAAUUUCAAAUCUGAUAAUUUUUCAAUGUCACUUUUGAAGGGUGAAGGAACAUUAGUAGAUUUAGAUUUAAAUGAGGCCAUUAUUCAAGAGCUAUUAUUAAUUCCCCCACAAUUUCAAGUUACACAUGCAUCAUGUGAUUCAUUAUCAGCAAAAAUUCCAUGGACAAGUUUUAAAAAUACACCAAUUGUAAUUUCAUUGCAAACAAUUAAUAUAAAUUUAAAAGAACCCGAGGUCAUCGAGCCAUUUCUAUCACAAUUAAAAAAAUUCAAAAGUAAAAAUAAAGGAAAAAGAAAUGAAAUUACAGAAAAUUUACAAAUUGAAGUAAAAAAUUUAAAUUUAAAUAUUGCUAGUUUGCAUGGUGAUACAUUAAAAAUCGAAAUUAAAGAUAUUGUAAUUCAAUCAACCAAUCAAAAUUUCCAACCAGGAGAUUUAGCUUCGAUUAAAACUAUUGACAAGGAACUAGGUGUUGAAUCAUUACAUAAGUUAAUUACAGCAAGUUCGAUUUCAAUAAAGAUUCAAGACUUUGGUGGUAUGACAAAAACAAUAUUAGAUAAUUUACCAUUAAAAGUAUUAUAUUCAUCAAAGAGAAGAAUUAAAGAUUGGAUACAAGUUUCAGCAAAGAUUGAAGUUUUGUUAAAGAGCUUAAAUCUUAAAUGGACCCUAUCAGAAUAUCACACAUUGAAUGAUUUAAUUAAUGGUUUCCAAGCUACAUUGGCAAGAGCAAUUCCAGCUUCAUCACCAUCCCAACCUUCAGAAUCUUAUAGAAAGAAAUUAAAAUCAUCAUUAUCAUUCUCUUCAAGUAAAAAGAAGAAUAAAGAGAAAUCCGAAUUGGCAAGUACAAAUUCAAACAACUUAACACCAUUAAAUGUUACUCCAAUGUCUCAAAGUAACAAUCAAGCUUUUACCAAUGAAUCAACUUCACCAAUGGUUGUUAACAAACAUUUACAACAAGUUCUAGAUUCACCUCAAUCUUCAUCAAGUGUAACCAGUUCAAGUAGCAGUGUAACCAGUUCAACUGGUAAUAAUAGUGGCGGUACUGGCUCAUCACCAAUCAAUAUGAGUACCGAUACUAUCAAUAAUGAUCUCCCACCACCACCAAAACACUCUGAUUUCUCAUACGAAUUCCAUAUUGAACGAUUCCAAUUAGAGAUUUUGGAUAAUUUUGCUCAAGAGGAUUCUGGUUUUAGAUUCAAGAGUGAAGGUUUACAUUGUGCUUUUACUUCAGCCAAUACCCUUUCGAAACCAAUCAAUCCAGAAACCAGUCAACCAUACUAUACCUUACCAAUUCGUGAAACUAUUCUCUCUGUUUUAUUUAAUAGUUUAACAGUUCAUGAGAUGGCAUCAUUCAAGAGUAAUCAAAUUAAAACCGAAUUAUGUAAUACCAAUACAGUAGCUGGCUCUGGUAAGCAAUAUAAUAAAGCUAUAACAUCAAUUUCUUCCGACACUAUUGUCGAACGUGUCAAUAUUAAUAGCUAUAGUGGUCCAUGCUUAUUAAAAGGAAAUUUAAUGUUUAGAAGACCAAUCACUACUGCAGAAAACCCAGACCCACUCAAAAAUUUAGUUGGUCCACCACUUGUUGGUUUAGAAUUAAAUCUCAAUUUAAAUGACCUUAAAAUUUAUGGUGAUAGAAAGUGUUGGAAAACUUUAAUCUCUUAUCUUAUGCCACCAGAAUCUGAUAUCGAAUCUGAUUUAGAAUCGGAAGCCUCUGGAACCGAUUUUAAUGUUCAACAACGUGUUUUGGAUUUAGAUGGUAUUUCUGAUACUACCACUACUACAACCCAAUCACCAACUAAAAAUAUUGUAACAUCUAUUGUGCAUGUCGAUACCGAGGAUAGUAAUUCAACUGAUGAAUCAACCACUGCUCCAACUACUGGUUCUCAAACUGAUCCAUCCAAAUCUCACCACCAUAAAUCAAUUGUCGAAAAGAGUAAGAAGAAAAUCAAUACAUUUAAGAAAAAGUUAAAAUUAUCAUCAAAUUGGAAAAAUCAAAUAAAAAUAUUAUUAAAAGCUAGCAAUACUCAAGUUACAUUACCAGAAGAAAAGAAUGAUGAUCAAAUUUUCAAAGGUCUUAGAUUGAUUGUUAGUUUAGGUUCAUUUGUAAUGUGCAAUCAUAGUGAUUGGAAAUCAGUUCCCUUCCUUUUAGAUGGUCUUCAGUUAAUUGAUAAGUUUGCUCAAUUGGACCCAGUUUCUCAUUUUGGUCUUGAUCAUAGAUUUUCAUUCCAAAUGGAAAAUAUAACACUAUCAGCAAUAGAUGUUGAGCAUGAUAACAAGAAAACCAUAAUCCUCGAUCCUGCCACCAUCAGUUUAUUCCUUCGUAUCUCUCGUAGUCAAACCCUUUUAAACAAGCACCAAAAGAGAAUUCCAAAGAUCGAUCUUGCCCUUAUUUCAUCAGAUUUUAAAUUCAAUUUAACUACUCAGCAUUCAGAACUUUUAGACUUUAUUGCCAAUAAAUAUUUAUCACCAAAGAAAUUAAAGAGUCUUCUUAAAGCCAGAAUUUCCAAAGAGGCAAAGAAAAGAUUAAAGUCAUUGGAGGAAAAGAAAUUGGAUAAAACUUUAACCAUAAAGAAUAAGGUAGAAAAAACACUUCAAGAAUAUUAUUGGAAUGCAUUCAUCUCAAUCCAAAAUGGUGAUUUCCACUUACCACUUCAACACUUUUUAGAACCAAAAGAAGAUAAAGAGGGUGAGGGUGAAGUUGGUACCAAUGAUGAUGGUACAAGUGAAUCUAUAUCAUUAACAGACUCACCAAUUUCAAAUUCAUCAACAUCGAUUGGACCACCACCUGUAGCCUCUAUCAUUGGAACCAUUGUUAAAGAUUUAAAGACAUCAAUUAUUCCAGACGAUUUAAUGACAACACCAAAUGGUAAUAAUGUUAAAUUACCAGAAAUUCUUAGUCAAAUCAAAGUUCAAAACUUGGGUAUUGCUCUUCAGAAUAAUAAUUUAGGUCAAACUAUCGUUUUCAAAAUUGGAUCAUUCGAAGCAUAUGGCAUUGAUCAUCCAAAACUUUCAACCUCAACUAUUCUCAGACCAUUGCCAAUUCCAGAUGAUGAGGUCAUUCCAGCAACCAACCAAGAUAAUACCAAUCUUUUAAUCACAUACAAGAGAAGACAACAAAUAAAUAGCGAAUCAGCAGGCAACGCUAUUUUGGUAGAUAAAGAGAUUGAAGAAUGGGUAACUGAUGUUUGGGUCAAGCUUCAAGGCACUCAGGUUAGAGUAAUGAAAAAGAGAUUCCCACAAGGUUACCAAAAACCAAAGGUUAGUCGUAAAAAGAUUAAAAUGCCAGAUAUUAAGAAUUUUAUUACUAAAGUUGUUGGUAUGGUUGAAAGAAAGAGAGGUAAAAUUAAGAAUAUACAUAAAAAUAUCAAAAAGGUUAAUAUGAACAUCAAGUGGGGAGUCGAGUUGGGAAAUUGUGAAAUUCUUUUAGGAGAAAAAUCAAAAGUUUUAGGUUCAUCAGGUGUUUUAGAUGAUUUCACAAUUGAUCCAAAUUAUCAACCAAAAGGUAUAAUCAAAAUUACAGAUACAAAUCGUAAAGUAAAUGCUCAAGCAUACAGAGAUAUCGAAGAUGAAUUAUUAAAGAAAAAUCAAAAUUUAACAGAAAAUAUUAUGGUCGAUCAAGAAAAAGAUGAAUAUAUUAAAUCUCUCUUAAAACAAAUCGAAACAUUAAAACAAGAAAACGAUAUUGCUUCAAAAGAUUACAAGGUUUUAGAAGAAAAAUAUAUUAAAACUAAAAUGGAUUUAGCCGAAUUACAAUAA